CGGCGGCGGCGGCGACGGCGGGGGGAGGCGGGCACGGAGGAGGAGGAGGAGGGGACGGAGGAGAAGGAGGCAGCGGCGGCGGAGAAGGCGGCGGCGGCCCGGCGGGCGGCUUGGUGUGGAAUGCAAUUAUGGCUGGCACGGCGGAGGCGAGCGGGGACCGGAGCCGGUUGACUGGACUGGCCAUGCCCACGAUGCCCUGAAUGCGGAGUGCAGAGGAAGCAGAGGAGAGUGUUUCCCAUUAGCUCCUCCUCCCUCCCCCACCCCUUUAGUUUGGGUUUGUUUGUAUUUAUUUUGUGGCUGUGUUUGGGCAUGGCCUUGGCUGGAUGUGAGGCUGCUGCAAUGUGGCUCCUUUGGCUCAAGCACCACUUGUCCAUCCACAUUUGGACCUUGCUGCUCUUAGGGAGCACCUGGCUACCGCUGGCGGCAGGCAGCCCCAAAUCUCCCUUUAGGACUUUCCCAGUUACAGACUGGAGCUUGACACACUUGGUGGUCCAUAACAAAACUGGGGAGGUCUACGUGGGGGCUGUCAAUCGGAUCUACAAGCUCUCCAAUAACCUCACGCUCCUGAGGACCCACGUGACAGGGCCCGUGGAGGACAAUGAGAAGUGUUACCCUCCGCCCAGCGUCCAGUCCUGCCCGCACGGGCUGGUCACGACCAACAACGUCAACAAACUGCUGCUGGUGGACUACUCGGGGAAUCGGCUGAUCGCCUGCGGCAGUGCCUCCCAGGGGAUUUGCCAGUUCCUGCGGCUGGACGACCUCUUCAAGCUGGGCGAGCCCCACCACCGCAAGGAGCACUACCUCUCCAGCGUCAACGAGUCGGGCACCAUGUCCGGUGUCAUCAUCGAGGUGCUGAACGGGCAGAACAAGCUCUUCAUUGGGACGCCCAUUGAUGGGAAGUCGGAGUACUUCCCCACUCUGUCCAGCCGCAAGCUGAUGGCCAACGAGGAGAACGCGGAGAUGUUUGGCUUCGUCUACCAGGAUGAGUUUGUCUCCUCGCAGCUCAAAAUCCCCUCGGAUACACUCUCCAAGUUCCCCACCUUUGACAUCUACUACAUCUACAGCUUCAGCAGCGAGCAGUUUGUUUACUACCUGACCCUGCAGCUGGACACCCAGCUGACCUCUCCCGACUCCACUGGGGAGCAGUUUUUCACCUCCAAGAUCGUCCGCCUCUGUGUGGAUGACCCCAAGUUCUACUCCUAUGUGGAAUUCCCCAUUGGCUGCGUGCAGGACGGCAUCGAGUACCGGCUGAUCCAGGACGCCUACCUGACCAAGCCUGGCAAGGCUUUGGCCAAGUACCUGGGCAUCUCAGAGCAGGAGGAUAUCCUCUUCACCAUCUUCUCACAGGGCCAGAAAAAUAGGGUUAAGCCUCCCAAGGAGUCUGUGCUCUGCCUCUUCACGUUGAAGAAGAUCAAGGAUAAGAUCAAGGAGCGUAUCCAGUCAUGCUACAGAGGGGAAGGGAAACUCUCCCUGCCCUGGCUCUUGAAUAAGGAGCUGGGCUGCAUCAACUCGCCGCUGCAGAUCGAUGACAACUUCUGUGGCCAGGAUUUUAACCAGCCCCUGGGAGGGACUGUCACCAUCGAGGGGACCCCUCUGUUUGUGGAUAAGGAGGAUGGCAUGACCUCGGUGGCUGCCUAUGACUACAGAGGACAGACUGUUGUCUUUGCGGGCACACGGAGCGGGAGGAUCAAAAAGAUCCUGGUGGAUUUGCCAGCCGAGAGGAAGCACCAAGCUGUGCAGUAUGAGAACGUGGUGGCCCACGAAGGCAGCUCCAUCCUGCGAGACCUGGUGCUGAGCCCUGACCGCCAGCACAUCUAUGCCAUGACUGAGAAACAGGUGACGCGUGUGCCGGUGGAGAGCUGUGAGCAGUACGAGAGCUGUGAGCUGUGCCUGGGCUCCCGGGACCCCCACUGCGGCUGGUGUGUCCUGCACAACAUCUGCUCCCGCAAGGACCGGUGCGAGCGGGCGGACGAGCCGCAGCGCUUCGCCUCGGAGCUGCAGCAGUGCGUGCAGCUCACCGUGCAGCCCAGGAACAUCUCCGUCACCAUGUCUGAGGUCCCGCUGGUCCUGCAGGCCUGGAACGUCCCAGACCUGUCAGCAGGAGUGAACUGCUCCUUUGAAGACUUCACCGAGUCCGAGAGCCGCAUUGAGGAUGGGAAGAUCUACUGCAGCUCUCCCUCUGCCAAGGAUGUCAUCCCCAUCACCAGGGGCCGCGGGGACAAGCGAGUGGUGAAGCUCUACCUGAAAUCCAAGGAGACGGGGAAGAAAUUUGCCUCUGUGGAUUUUGUUUUCUACAACUGCAGCGUCCAUCAGUCGUGCCUGUCCUGCGUGAACGGCUCCUUCCCCUGCCACUGGUGCAAGUACCGCCACAUCUGCACCCACAACGCUGCCGACUGCUCCUUCCUGGAGGGCCGUGUCAAGCUCUCUGAGGACUGCCCUCAGAUCCUGCCUUCCACGCAGAUCUACAUCCCCGUGGGUGUGGUGAAGCCCAUCACGCUGACGGCCAAGAACCUGCCGCAGCCGCAGUCAGGGCAGCGCAACUACGAGUGCAUCUUCCACAUCCCGGGCAGCACCACGCGCGUCACCGCCCUGCGCUUCAACAGCACCAGCAUCCAGUGCCAGAACACCUCGUAUUCCUACGAAGGGAAUGACAUCAGUGACCUGCCCGUCAACUUGUCUGUGGUCUGGAACGGGAACUUUGUCAUUGACAACCCCCAGAACAUCCAGGCCCACCUGUACAAGUGCUCGGCGCUGCGGGAGAGCUGCGGGCUGUGCCUCAAGGCCGACCCGCGCUUCGAGUGCGGCUGGUGCGUGUCGGAGCGGCGCUGCUCGCUGCGCCAGCACUGCCUGCCCUACGAGAGCAGCUGGAUGCACGCCAGCAGCGGCAGCAGCCGCUGCACCGACCCCAAAAUCACCAAGCUGUUCCCUGAGACCGGCCCCAGACAAGGAGGAACCCGUCUGACCAUCACUGGCGAGAACCUGGGCCUGAAGUUUGAGGACAUUCGCUUGGGUGUGCGAGUGGGCAAGGUGUUGUGCAUCCCCAUCGAGAGCGAGUACAUCAGCGCUGAGCAGAUUGUGUGUGAAAUCGGAAAUGCCAGCCAGACCAAGAUGCAUGAGGCACGGGUAGAAGUGUGCAUCCGUGACUGCACGCCCAGCUACCGGGCCAUAUCCCCCAAGACCUUCACCUUUGUGAUGCCCACUUUCUCCCGUGUUGUCCCAGCCCGGGGCCCUCUCUCUGGUGGCACCUGGAUUGCCAUUGAAGGCACCCACCUCAACGCUGGCAGCAACGUCUCCGUGACAAUUGGGGGACGGCCCUGUGCUUUUUCAUGGAGAAGUGCCCGUGAGAUUCGCUGCAGGACCCCCCCAGGGCACACCCCUGGUGGCUCCCCCAUCCUCAUCAACAUCAACCGAGCAGAGCUGAGCAACCCAGAGGUGAAGUACAACUACACAGAGGACCCCACCAUCCAGAAGAUUGAUCCUGAAUGGAGCAUCAACAGUGGUGGGACAUUGCUGACUGUGACUGGCACCAACUUGGCCACCAUCAAAGAGCCCAGGAUCCGGGCCAAGUACUGCAGCUCUGAAAGGGAGAAUAACUGCACUGUCUACAAUGACACCACCAUGGUGUGCUACGCUCCCUCCAUUGACAACCCUGUGCGGAGCCCUCCCGAGCUCGGCGACCGCCCGGAUGAGAUCGGCUUUGUCAUGGAUAACGUCCAGGCCCUGCUGAUCAUCAACACCACCAAUUUCGUCUACUACCCAGACCCUGUCUUUGAGCCACUCAGCCCCACAGGGAUGCUGGAGCUGAAGCCCAGCUCUCCCCUCAUCCUCAAGGGCAGGAACCUGCUCCCACCAGCUGCUGGGAACUCCCGCCUCAACUACACGGUGCUGAUUGGAGACACUCCCUGCACCCUCACGGUGUCUGAGACACAGCUCCUCUGCGAGUCCCCCAACCUCACUGGCCAACACAAAGUCACAAUCAAGGCUGGAGGGUUCGAGUUCUCUCCAGGGACGCUGCAGAUCUACUCGGACAGCCUGCUCACCCUGCCCGCCAUCAUCGGCAUCGGCGGCGGCGGCGGCCUGCUCCUCCUCAUCAUCAUCAUUGUCCUCAUCGCCUACAAGCGCAAGUCCCGGGAUGCCGACCGCACCCUGAAACGGCUCCAGCUGCAGAUGGACAACCUGGAGUCCCGGGUGGCCCUGGAGUGCAAGGAGGCCUUUGCUGAGCUGCAGACAGACAUCAACGAGCUGACCAACGACCUGGAUGGGGCUGGCAUCCCCUUCCUGGAUUACCGCACCUACGCCAUGCGGGUUCUCUUCCCGGGGAUAGAGGACCACCCUGUGCUGAAAGAGAUGGAGGUCCAGGCUAAUGUGGAGAAGUCCUUGACCCUCUUUGGUCAGCUCCUGAACAAGAAGCACUUCUUGCUGACCUUCAUCCGUACUCUGGAGGCACAGCGGAGCUUCUCCAUGCGGGACCGCGGCAACGUGGCCUCGCUCAUCAUGACAGCGCUGCAGGGCGAGAUGGAGUAUGCCACAGGGGUGCUGAAACAGCUCCUGUCCGACCUCAUCGAGAAGAACUUGGAGAGCAAGAACCACCCCAAGCUGCUUUUGCGGAGGACAGAGUCAGUGGCAGAGAAGAUGCUGACAAAUUGGUUCACAUUUCUGCUGUACAAGUUUCUGAAGGAAUGUGCUGGAGAACCACUCUUCAUGCUCUACUGUGCCAUCAAGCAGCAGAUGGAGAAGGGACCCAUUGAUGCCAUCACAGGAGAGGCUCGCUACUCCCUCAGUGAGGACAAGCUCAUCCGGCAGCAGAUUGACUACAAAAUGCUGACCCUCAACUGUGUGAACCCUGAGAAUGAGAAUGCCCCAGAGAUCCCUGUCAAGGUGCUGAACUGCGACACCAUCACUCAGGUGAAGGAGAAGCUGCUGGAUGCUGUCUACAAGGGUGUGCCCUAUUCCCAGAGACCCAAAGCUGGAGACAUGGACCUGGAGUGGCGGCAGGGCAGGAUGGCCCGCAUCAUACUGCAGGAUGAAGAUGUCACCACAAAGAUUGACAAUGACUGGAAGAGGCUGAACACCCUGGCCCACUACCAGGUGACAGAUGGCUCCUCUGUAGCCCUGGUGCCCAAGCAGAACUCAGCCUACAACAUCUCCAACUCCUCCACCUUCACCAAGUCCCUCAGCAGAUAUGAGAGCAUGCUGAGGACAGCCAGCAGCCCCGACAGCCUGCGCUCGCGGACCCCCAUGAUCACCCCCGACCUGGAGAGCGGCACCAAGCUCUGGCACCUGGUGAAAAACCACGACCACAUGGACCAGCGGGAGGGCGACCGCGGCAGCAAGAUGGUCUCUGAGAUCUACCUGACCCGUCUGCUGGCCACCAAGGGCACCCUGCAGAAGUUUGUGGAUGACCUGUUUGAGACCAUCUUCAGCACAGCUCACCGUGGGAGUGCACUGCCCCUUGCCAUCAAAUACAUGUUUGAUUUCCUGGAUGAACAAGCUGAUAAGCAUCAGAUCAAUGAUUAUGAUGUCAGGCACACCUGGAAGAGUAACUGUCUACCUCUACGUUUUUGGGUGAAUGUGAUUAAGAACCCCCAGUUUGUGUUCGACAUUCACAAGAACAGUAUUACUGAUGCCUGCCUAUCCGUGGUGGCUCAGACAUUCAUGGACUCCUGCUCAACUUCUGAGCACAAGCUAGGAAAGGACUCUCCCUCCAACAAACUACUGUAUGCCAAGGACAUCCCCAACUACAAGAGCUGGGUAGAAAGAUAUUAUGCAGAUAUAGCAAAAAUGCCAGCGAUCAGUGACCAGGACAUGAGCGCGUACCUGGCGGAGCAGUCACGGUUACACCUCAGCCAGUUCAACAGCAUGAGUGCCCUGCACGAGAUCUACUCCUACAUCACCAAGUACAAGGAUGAGAUUUUGGCUGCGUUGGAGAAGGACGAGCAGGCCCGGAGGCAGCGGCUGCGGAGUAAGCUGGAGCAGGCGAUCGACACAAUGGCCUUAAGCAGCUGAGAAGGCGGCGGCGGCGCCAGCGUCCGGCAGCAGGGCGGCAGGACGGACGGACGGACAGACGGACGGAUGGACAGAGGGAGGGAGGGAGGAAGGACCGGCCAGCAGCAGCUGUGGGCACAAGACUUUGGGGCUGGGACCGGCCGGGCCCGCGGGAGCUCCCCACGGCCACCCAGAGAAACCUCGCGCUUAGCGGAACAAACCACGAACCCCGAGGGCAGCAGCAGCAGCAGCGUCCAUGGAACUCCCUGAGCCACAGAGCAAGCCCUGGCCCCACGGCAGGCAGCAGGGACCUUGCAGAGAGGCCAUGGGGGCAGAGGAGAAGGGGCUGGGCUGCCCCACGGACCUGCUGGGCGCCCCUGGCCCGGGCAGAGCCCCUGAGCCCGCACAGGAGGGUUGGGACCGCGGGGCUUCCUAGGAAGGCGUUUGGAUGUUGUUGUUACUUUGGUGAAGGGAGGGUGGGUGGGCUCCUAUUUUUACUGUACUUGACUUGCUCUCCCUUCCUUCCCCCCAGCUGUCCACCCCCUCUCCUCCUCCUCCUCUCUCUUUUUCUGUCUCUGCCCCCUUCUCUCUCUCUCUCUGGCCUUCUGCCACUAGUGUUAACUGCUAUAUUUGCACAAUUUACACGAGACAAACAAAAUUUUUAAUUUAAAGGGAAAAAAAUUAUAACAAAAAAUUGGAGGGGAAAAGUAUUCUGAAUUUUUUGCAACAAACUAACAAAAACGAUUUUAAGAGAUAAGCUAAAGAACUGAUGCUGGGGAGAUUUGGGGUUGGGGCUUUAGGGGUGGGCAGGAAAGGGAGCUUUGAUAUUUCUAAAAUAUGUCCUGUGCCAUGUUUUAUUUGAAUGUUGUUUAGUGCGAAAAAAAAAAUUGAAGAAAAAAAAGUUGGGAGUUUUGUUAGCUGGAUAGAUGCUGUUAUUUUAAUGCUGCUGAGUGGUUCUGGAGGUCAAAAUCAGAGAGGAAGGGAGAUCCCAAGGCUGGUUUUUCUUUCCUGGGUGAUUGCUGAGGGAUGGUUGGUGUUUUGUUGAGCUUGUCCUUGUUUUCCCGGUUUGGUGGCCGUGGGCUGGUCUGGGCAGUGCUGCCUGCUCCUGCCUGUCCUGGGAUGAUGUGGGGUGGAGGAUGGCUGUGGGGCCUUGGGGGCUGUCAGGAGGGUUGAUGGAGAGCCAGCCUGGCUUCUUGUGUCAGAUUCUUUGGCACUGGAACCGCCUUAACAAAGCCCCUUUAGGUUUAUUUUUGCCCAUCAUCUUUUUGUGCUGAUGCAGGGGAAGAGAGCAGAUCCCCAGUGAGAGGGGAGGCAGCUCCUCUGCACUCCUGCCUGGGAUCCCCCUGGCAAACCCCACUGGGCUCCGAGCCCAUGCAGGGACGGGGAUUCUGGUUGCCAUGGGGCUGUCACCUGCUCUUCCACCUGGGGAGCCCAAAUGUGUGUAGAACCUUCCACCCAAGAUUGACCUUUCUUUCUCUGUCUUUUCCUUCUUUCUCCCCCUUUCUCUCCUUGCUGUCACCCCAUCUCCCCUCCGCUGCCUCUGCCCUGACGGGGCUUCGCUGGGGACCUGAGGUCUCUCCCUCAGCUUCCCCCUUGGAAAUGUCAGUUCCUCGUGGGUUUGUGCUUUCCAGAGAUGAAAAGGUGCUGAAUGCUGCCCUGAAGGGCAGCAGGUGACCAAAAACUUCCAAAAAAAAAAAAAAAGCAAAACCCUUUCCUUUUCUGUACUGAGAGCUCCUGUCACUGCCCAGGCCACAGCACAUGGGGCCACACUCUGCCAGGAGCGGAUGGCUGUCGAAAUCCAAGUGGAGAGAAGCCCAGCUGAUUUCUGUCCAUUCCCUUAAAUUGCAAGUUAAGGGGGGGAGAGGGAGAAAUAAUGAAGUUUUUAAUUAAAAAAAAAUAAUAAAAGUGUGUAUAUAUAUAUAUGUGGUUACAAUCUAAUUCUCGUGCCCCAGUGGGGUGCUGUAUAGUUAACUGAAGGAGAAUUGAACCAAUAUAAAAAUGAGAUGAAUUUACACAGCCAGUUAAAACAAAACAAACAACCACUGCAAAAAAAAAAAAAUUAAAAAAGGAUACCAAAUGGUGUGGAAGGAACUUCCAAGCCUUUCUCGCCAUGCAGAACAACCGUUUGAAGCCUGCACAUCUCUCAUUAUGUUGUAAUUUUGUUUGGUUUUGUUUUGUUUUAAUAAGGAGGGAAAGGAGAGAAGAUGCUGAUUAAAAAAAAGAAAAGAAAAAAAAAAGAUGACAAAAGAAUCCAACCACAACAGCAAAACUGUUUGAAAAAGAAUUUAUAAUUGUUUCCCAAACCUACGAACCCUGAGCUGUCGCUGGAUUUCUGAGAGCUGUGGGCUGUUGCAUGACUGUGCUAGAUUUUAGUCUGAGUUGAUCUUUUUAAGAAACAGAAGAAAAAAACCCAUAAAACAAAGAAACUGCGAGUAUUGAAUAUUAGA
Messenger RNA from Zonotrichia leucophrys gambelii, 8432 nucleotides. RefSeq names its product plexin A1 (gene PLXNA1). Gene Ontology annotation, biological process: regulation of cell migration; positive regulation of axonogenesis; negative regulation of cell adhesion. The transcript has 32 exons. Gene Ontology annotation, molecular function: protein binding; semaphorin receptor activity. Lineage: Eukaryota; Metazoa; Chordata; Aves; Passeriformes; Passerellidae. The coding region runs from base 310 to 6006 and encodes 1898 amino acids. The record is from RefSeq and is a predicted model, not a curated record. Gene Ontology annotation, cellular component: semaphorin receptor complex; plasma membrane.